CCUUACUUAUAUACAAAUCCAAAACAUCAUAAAUUAUGUUAACGAACAAACUUCUACUUCCUCUAUCCCGUUAUCUCAUAUCUCUAAUUCGGAAGAUAUUAUAAGUGAGGAUGACAAAUCAUUACUGAAGACUGAGGUGGGUAUACCUAUCGAAUCUCAUGUUUCCGAUUCAUCUAAAGAGAUAAAUGUUUCACCAGAAAAUCAGAUGAGUGUAUCAACAUCCCCACCAUAUGAGAACAAAUCUCGACCUCCAAUUUCUAUUUUACAUGAAGAUCCAAAAGAAAAACAAAAAUUUUUAAUUAAAAUGAAUCAUGAGUAUAGCUUUGCCUACUCUGAUAUAGGAUUUCUGUUAUCAGUUCAGUUAUCUGCUCUAUACCUAGUUGAAGUGAAAUAUGAUAUGCCAAAUCAAAAAUAUGCGGAACUUCCCAG
Acaulospora morrowiae is the source of this 429-nucleotide messenger RNA. NCBI's taxonomy places the organism in Eukaryota, Fungi, Glomeromycota, Glomeromycetes, Diversisporales, Acaulosporaceae. The record is from the annotation of a GenBank genome assembly.